Molecule: messenger RNA, 2280 nt
Organism: Alternaria atra
Lineage: Eukaryota; Fungi; Ascomycota; Dothideomycetes; Pleosporales; Pleosporaceae
Exons: 1
Coding region: 1-2280 (759 amino acids)
Biological process (GO): regulation of transcription by RNA polymerase II
Molecular function (GO): RNA polymerase II cis-regulatory region sequence-specific DNA binding; DNA-binding transcription factor activity, RNA polymerase II-specific
Source: RefSeq, a predicted model, not a curated record
AUGGCUGCAGCGCGUCGACAACCCUCCAUGCAGAUUUUUCAGGACCCUGUGCAACCUCACGACCACCAUCAAGUCAACGCCUUUGACCCACGCUACCUCGACGCCUUCACGUCCAUUACCGACGUGUCCAACAACUCAAACACGCUUCUCACCCCUCCCGCGCCCUUCACCGCCAAAGGAUCCCCCCGCAAAAGCCGCCAAGUCUCCAGCUCUCCUCCACCCAGCGCCCUUGUUGAGAAGGGCCUCAACACCGUAAAGAUACCGCCGCCGCAAGAGCAGUGGUUUCGCACCGACGCGCCCACCAAGAAGGUCCAGACCGCGUCUUCGCAGGGCUCACAUUCAAUGGUCGGCGAUAUCCAGUACUGGUCCGGCUAUCCGUCUCAUAUGGACAAGGAGAACGCGUAUUACUCUGGCCCCGUCAUGUCUGUCAUGUCAGCGGCAGAGCCGCCUAUGAAGCAGGGAAACAAGCGACCACUGAUGGACGCUGCCCCACUACGCGACCGCACCAAUAUGAACAUCAGCAAGAAGCAGAAGUUCGUCAAGGACAUCAAGAUUGAAGAAGUAGACGGUCCACUACCCAACCCAGACCAGAUGCCCACCAUCGAAGACGACGGAAACAAGCCUUCGUACAGCUACGCGAUGCUCAUUGGCAUGGCCAUCCUAAGAGCACCGAGCCGCCGAUUAACCCUCGCCCAGAUCUACAAGUGGAUCUCCGACACAUUCGCCUUCUAUCGCAACUCACAAGAGACAGGAUGGCAAAAUAGCAUCCGCCACAACCUCAGCCUGAGCAAAUCGUUCUCUAAGCAAGAGCGCCCCAAGGACGACCCUGGAAAGGGCCAUUACUGGGUCAUCAAUGCUGGGUUCGAGAAGCAGUAUCACAAGGUCAAGCCUGUCCGUCGACCGGCUCAUUCAGAAUCUCUUGCUUCGGCAUAUACUAGUGAUCUCCCGCGUCCGUCCACAUCCAUGUCAGCUAGCUUCCCACCCAUGAGCUCGACAAAAGGAUUUGACUCGAGCAAAUUUCCGGAAGAGGCCGAGCUGCCUUCUUCCGAGGCUACCAUCCCCUGCUCCGACCCGGCUGCUCAUGAUGGACAUGAUCCUAUUAGCAUGCCGCCGCCCCGUCAACUGCCGUCUUCACCUCCACCAACUGACAUCCACUCCUCACCGCCUCCACCUGUCUCGCGAUCCCGUUCGGUUCGUGAGGACACACCGCCACGUGCCCCACACUUCCCACCCAACAGCCGCUCGGGCGGACGCAGGCACAAGUUCAACGGCCUUGGUGACAGCGGCUACUACUCAUCCAUUGAAUCAUCCGCGACCAAGGGUAAUCCAAUGGGACCUCUACUCACUUCAGAGGCGGAUCUCGAUCGCCCUAAUCUCAAGCGAGGACGCGCUGAAGAAGAAAUUGCUCGCAUACGUGGCUCUUCUUACGACUCUCCCACCAAGACCAGGUCUCACGCGAAGCAGCCUGUCAUCUCGUCGCCGGUUCGUCAGGGUAGUAAGGUCCUCGACCCUCUUACCCCUGCUAUCGUCUUCAAGCGUCCUGCCCUCCCACCCGCUUCCGCAUCACCCAAUACCAACCUACGUAACCACCGUAACAAGAUGCGAGAACUAGUAGGCGGCUCACCGGACAAGAGCCUGGCUAUGUGGGUCGACACUUCCUUCCUCGACAACAAGGCUUGGAGCCCGGCUGUAUCAAUCCCCAACGAAGAGAAUGUCAACCUUGUGGGCCAUGGCUUCGAGAGUACCUUUGAUAUCUUUGGAGAUUUUGGCUACAACGAGAGUCCGCUAAAGCGAUCUGCUAAGCGUCCCCGUCUCGAGCGUGCUGUCACCACAAGUGGUGUCCUCGCCGACAUUACUGGUGCUAAGGGGAACAUGGCCAACUCCCCUACGCCCAACUGGAGAAUGUCGUCCUCCUUCCUCAACAUCCCAGACCUAUCACCUGCCAAGAAAUUGUCGCCCAUCAAGGCUCCCAUAUUGAAGUCUACCACAUCUACCCCUCUCUCCAACUUCGCUCUUCCCCAGCCAAGCAAAGAGAACACACAUUCGGGUCUUACGCCUCCUCAGUCCUUCCAUGUCCCUGCGAAGCCGCAACAGCAACAGCAGCAGGACGAUGAAGAUAUUUUCCAUCUGUUGCACAGUGACGAGUCUGAGCCAGGUAUUGACUUGCUUCAGGGUUUUGAGAAGAUAGGAGCGCGGACGUUGGCUGUCGCACCUAACGGCUCGCCACAGAAGAAGGCUGCGAGACCGGGCUUGGCCCGCAGUUCGACCACUCGCUUCUAA